AUGGGGGAGAAGCAUUCAGGAAGGAUGCAGCGCCUCCACCAGCGCCUCCACGGAGCAGCUGAGUCCUUCAGGACCAGGUGGAAGUUCUGGCACUUGGGGCUCUGCAAGGCUCUUGCCCCCCUGAAGGCUGCCUGGGAUGACUUCUCCCAGCCUGUCCCAGCCAGCUGUGGCCAGCUGCUGACCCAGAUGAUCCUGUGUGGCUCUUUGGCUGCUAUUGCUGCAGGUCUGACCCAUCACUGGCUGGUGUCCUUGCUGCUUUAUCCUCUGGGGUCCUCAGCCAUGGUGGCCACUGUCUGUGGCCUCCUGGUCUUCCUGGGCCUGGGCCUGAUGCCCCCACUCCGCUGCCUGUUUGCACUCAGCGUGCCCACCCUGGGCACAGAGCAGGGCCGCCGGCUGCUCCUAUCCUAUAGUGCUGCCACUCUGGCCAUCGCUGUGCUACCAAACAUCCUGGCCAACGUGGGCGCAGCUGGGCAGGUUCUAAGGUGUGUCACAGAGGGCUCCCUGGAGAGUCUGCUCAAUACCACUCACCAACUGCACGAGGCAUCCAAGGCUGUGGGCCCCACAAGCCAAGCGGGCAGCCGGGGCCUGACAUUUGAGGACCAGGGCAAUGGCUCUGCCUUCUGGCUCCACAUGCUGGGGCUCACUCAGCAGAUCCUGGAGGAUUUCUCUGGCCUGGAGUCUCUGGCCCGGGCAGCAGCGCUGGGGAUGCAGCGGGUGGUCACAGGGCUAUUUAUGCUAGGCCUCCUGGGGGAGUCGGCCUGGUACCUCCAUCACUACCUGACUGACCUACGGUUCGACAACAUCUACGCUACACGGCAGCUCACUCAGCAGCUGACCCAGGCCCAGGACACACACCUGCUGACUCCUCCACCUGCCUGGCUGCUCCAGGUAGCCCAGCUGAGGCUGUCGCAGGAGGAGGUGCUGAGUUGUCUCCUGAGGCUCGGGUUGCUCACCCUGCUUCUGGUGGCAACGGCUGUGAUGGUGGCCACAGACCACGUGACCUUCCUUCUGGCACAGGCAGCUGUGGACUGGGCUCAGAAGUUGCCCUCUGUGCCCAUCACACUCACGGUCAAGUAUGAUGCGGCAUACACGGUCUUGGGCUUCAUCCCCUUCCUCUUCAACCAGCCGCCCCAGCAGAGCCCCUUCCUCUCUGAGCACCGCUCCUCCAGGUGGGAGCUCCGCCUCAUCGCAGCUCGCUGCCGGCUGCUGCCCGCCCGGCGCCCCCGCACCGCCGCGCCCCUGGCCGCCGGGGCCCUGCAGCUCCUGGCUUGCUCCACCGUGAUCCUGGAGACCUACGCCCGCCGUCUGCGACACGCCAUCGCUGCCUCCUUCUUCACAGCCCAGGAGGCAAGGAGGGUGCGCCACCUGCACGCCCGGCUCCAGAGAAGCUACGACAGGCACCGAGGCCAGCAGGCGCCGCUGCGGGACUCCUUACCGCGCCCGACAUCUGAGGCUGCCCCAAGCCCCCAACCUUGCAAGGGUAGAUGGGCCAAGUUCAUGCCGGACGCCUGGCAGAACGCGGAGCAGCAGGGAGAAGAGUUUUGGAGUUACACAGGCCCAAGUGGUAACCUUGGCCCUUCUGCUCCUCCCCGUGUGACCUGGGGUGGGUCACUUUACGAAUUUUCUGAGCCUCAGUUU
Messenger RNA from Otolemur garnettii (small-eared galago), 1638 nucleotides. RefSeq names its product osteoclast stimulatory transmembrane protein (gene OCSTAMP). Gene Ontology annotation, cellular component: membrane. NCBI's taxonomy places the organism in Eukaryota, Metazoa, Chordata, Mammalia, Primates, Galagidae. The record is from RefSeq and is a predicted model, not a curated record.